AUGUGUAUCUUGGUAUUUUUAGCUGUGCAUUGCAAUGCACUAAUAGGGAAAAAAUCUGAUCGAUCUGUGAACAAACGUGGUUGUGCUCGUCUUGGUGAAGUCUGUACUACUUCUUUCGAUUGUUGCGGUCAUGAUGAUCCUGAGAGUGGCCAUUGUGUUGUUUGUUAUAGCUUUUGGGCUAGUCUCACUGGUAAAGGUCAAGAAAAAUGUGGUUGUAGUUAUGGUUCUGUCACUGUUGAUCCCGAUACUCAUCGCGUCAUUAGUAAUGUUUGCAAUGGUCCCGAUCGAUCUGGUAAUAGUAUUUGUCGUACACUCCUGGUGAUCGGUAUUAUCGUGGCAGCAAGCUCUUUUAGAGCCGUGAGAAAAAAGACUAGACGCGUUACGUGCAUGAAAAGUUCAAUAAAGCCGUUAAUCAUCACCGAAACUAUUGAACAUUAUCAAUUAACUAGCAUACUCUCAUACUUUAAAAUGACUUUUAUUCCUCGUUUCGUUUUAUUUUACUUAAGAAUAAACGCACUAAAAUUAUACUCUGUCUAGUAGUUCGCGACCAUUACCAUAUACGUUGAAUCAUUGAUGAUAACACUCAUCGUCA
Molecule: messenger RNA, 592 nt
Organism: Rotaria sp. Silwood2
Lineage: Eukaryota; Metazoa; Rotifera; Eurotatoria; Philodinida; Philodinidae
Source: the annotation of a GenBank genome assembly